Molecule: messenger RNA, 328 nt
Organism: Entrophospora sp. SA101
Lineage: Eukaryota; Fungi; Glomeromycota; Glomeromycetes; Entrophosporales; Entrophosporaceae
Source: the annotation of a GenBank genome assembly
AUGAGUUUGUUACGUGCUAAACUAUAUUCAGUUGAAUUGGGAGCCACUCACAACGCAAACAAAAUUCAACGUAAUUCGUCUAGUAUUGCAACUCGUCACGGGUUGAUACCUGACAUGACCGUUAUUUAUAAAAAGCGUGAAGUAGAGAUUGCAGUCGUAGAAUCUUCCAAAUCAAAACUUACCGAUGAUAUUGCAAAAAAUGAGGGUGAUAAGAUUAAACUUGCGGUUCUCAUGCACGAUCAACUUACUACAAUUCAUGACGAAUUGGCAAAAGAAGAAAAAGAGAGCGAAAUAAGAAAAAUCGAAGUUUACGGAAUUUGUACAUCAA